Molecule: messenger RNA, 1561 nt
Organism: Macadamia integrifolia
Lineage: Eukaryota; Viridiplantae; Streptophyta; Magnoliopsida; Proteales; Proteaceae
Product: E3 ubiquitin-protein ligase ATL42-like
Exons: 1
Coding region: 25-1359 (444 amino acids)
Source: RefSeq, a predicted model, not a curated record
UGAUCCUUCGCUUCGCUAAUCGCUAUGGGUAAUUUGGUUUCGAUCACCAGAACCAUCAUCGUUCUGGUUCCUUUCUUCUUCAUCUUCAUCUUCGCCGAAGCCCAAUCCCAAUCCCCCGGGAGCUUGAACUCCAACGACAACGUGGUUAAUGGAUUCCGGCCAAGUCUCGCCGUAGUCAUUGGCAUCCUUUCUAUAAUGUUCUCCUUAACCUUUCUCCUUCUCAUCUACGCCAAAUUCUGUCAUAGACCACUCCCUUCCGACCUCCUCGAUGACCCUGCCGACCUUGGCCGCUUUUCUGCUUCUGGGUUACUCGCCGGAGCAAGCUCUCGUUUUUCCGGGAUCGAUAAGACGGUGAUCGAGUCGCUUCCUUACUUCCGUUUCUCUACUUUGGAAGGAGCGAGAGAAGGGCUAGAGUGCGCUGUCUGCCUUUCCAAAUUCGAAGAUAUCGAGAUUCUUAGAUUGUUGCCCAAAUGUAAACACGCUUUCCACAUCGACUGUGUCGAUCGUUGGCUCGAUAAUCACUCUAGCUGUCCUCUGUGCAGGCAGAAGGUCGAACCUUCCGACAUCACCUUCUUCACUGCCACUUCUAACAGUUUGAGAAUCUCUCGGAACCCCUCUGAUCUCACCGAUGACCACAAUAUCGAGCUCUUUGUAAGGAGAGAGCAAGACCCUGAAAAUUAUCUUGGGGGUUCUUCGUCUUCCAGGUUCAGCAUCGGUAGCAGCUUUCGGAGAAUAGAAAAGGGCAAGAAAUUAGGGGAAGAAUUGCCAAUCCAGGAAGAACAACCCAUUAUCGAUGCUGAUAAUCGUAAUUUAGUGGAUGAAUUCAAUCGCAGGAUUAUAGUCUCCGAUGUCGUCUUCAAGAACAGAUGGAGCGAUGUCAAUUCUUCUGAUCUCAUGCUUUUGAAUUCGGAGAUGCUCAGAUUCUCAUCAUUGGCUUCGAGCAGUGAUCGAUUCACUUCUGCGACGGCAUUUUCCGAUAAUGGGUGUUCAUCAAAUGAGAUAAUUAUGAAGAUUAAGGAGGAGAUGGAGAAGAAGAAGGUGUUCGAGAGUAAACUCAGUAAGAUGAGAACGAACUAUUCAUUUUCUUCCAAGUCAAACUUCCCUUCUUCUUCGGGGUCCGAAUUGAAUCCAAAUGAUCAUCCGCCAGGUAUGUUGGUUCCAACAGGGGCGAGAUCCGUGUCAGAGAUUAUUAGCCUCUCGAGAUUUUCAGAUUACAGAGUAGAGAACAGAAUUAGAGAGUCGUCUUUGCAUCAUAACGGGAAAGACGAAAGGUUGAGGAAGGUUUGGAUACCCAUUGCGAGACGAACAGUUCAGUGGUUUGCUGGUCGGGAGAACAGGUCGCAGAGGAUAGUAAUUUGACGCCAUUGUUGUGUGGUUUGAACUCCCGAGUCCCAAGGCCUACAUGUGCUGCUGCCAUGGCGAAUCUCAGACAAUAUAUUCAGAUUGAAGGUGGGAAAAAUGGGUUUUGUUGGUCAAUUACGUGGAUUCUACUUAGAUACAGAUUCAAUUAUGAAGAAGACUUGAAAGCGAGAAAGAACAGAUUUUCAUUUUAUUCAUUCAA